Molecule: messenger RNA, 10094 nt
Organism: Argiope bruennichi
Lineage: Eukaryota; Metazoa; Arthropoda; Arachnida; Araneae; Araneidae
Product: mucin-4-like
Exons: 16
Coding region: 877-6408 (1843 amino acids)
Source: RefSeq, a predicted model, not a curated record
UUAUUUUGCUGAUAAAAUUUUCAGGGUAAACACGUAGUACAGCUGCUCUGAAUCGUACGAACGAUUGAAAUUACGGUUUUCAUUUACAAAUCUGAUUAUCCGAUGAGUUCCGCUCAUCAUAUCGGUGAGACAGUUAAUUUUAGCCACUAUCGCCAAUCCUCGCUCCCGCCACUUUAAGCUAGUCCUGACUUUCGGGUGUAGAUGCAGCUGUGCUUAUGUUAAAUGCUCCUUGAUUUAUUUUAAAAAUCGUAAACAUCAAUAAAGUGGUAGUUUUUUUAAGAAUAAAUUUCCGGUUUAAUAAUUGUCAGUGGUUUUUAGUUGCUAUUUUAUUUAUUGAAAGCAUCAACGGCGUGAAGAAAUCGGAACUCUUUUUAAAGGAACAUAUUAACCUCUAUGCAGAAUGUAAAGUGUUUAUGGCCGCCAUAGAUAUUGUUGUAAGGCGCAGUUGAUUUAUGGAGGAGUAAACAUUGAGUUUUUUGCUUGUAGCCGAUCAUACAUCCCACUCAAGUGACUUUAUUUUUAACAUCGGGAUCGAGUUAAAUAAGUAUGUGUAGCUUUAAUGCUUUUUUUUUUGUCGAAACAUUGAGUUAAAUUUGUAUUUUGUGAUUGUUCAAUGUGAAACGUUAUUUCGAGCGUACGAUUUGGAGCAGCUUUUCACAUGUUUAAUAUAAUGCAUUUAAAUGAAUUCAUUGAUUAUGCAGAUUUAUUUAAUCAUAAAUUUAGUUAUGCUGAUACGUGAUAUUGAAAAGUGAAGGCAGGGUGUUGCAUCAGACAUACCCUGCCCUGUUAUUUAUUCCAUGUUCUCAAUGUUCAGACAGAUUUGGAUCAGUGUCCAUUAUGGACACUUGUGGUUUAGAAUGAACAAUGUGAGUCACAAUGAAGAUAAAAAUCAGCAAAGUAAUGAAAGUAAAAACUGCAUAUUCAAGUCAACGUAAAACUGUAGUAACAUCUAGCUUUAGAGCAUGCAGUUUGGCGAUGGACGAUGGAGGUCGUUGUCUGCUUGACGUGAUUAAUGAUCCAAAGUUAUUACAAUCUUUCUUAGAAAGUGGAAGUGAUGAAAAUUCAAAGGAUCCACAGGAUGGGACUUCUUCUGAAUCAGCUGUUGAAAGUCCUCAAGUGUCAAACUCUCAAGUGUCACUUGCAAAUCACCUUCCAUCAGCUGAUCACAUAAUCGAUACAAGUGAUCAAAUGGGGUACAGCUUUGCUGUAGAUGGGCCGGCGCUAUUAGCGCAGAGUGGAGUUGGCUCCACUGCUGCAGGCUUAGGGGGCAUGCCGCUGGUUGUGGCUUCAUCUACUGGGCCACAAACAUACCAGCAUGCAUCAUCUAGUGGUGCCACCAUUCAUCAUUUACCAUCAACAGUUACUCAUGUAAAUCUUCAUCCUCAUUCUCCUGCAUCAGCCAGGUCUGUUACACCUUCUCAUAAUAUAAAAUCACCCAGUAUGGGUCCAUCCUCUGUUCAUAGCAUGCCUCCUCCAUCCCCAUUGCAGCAAACUAGAUCCCCUUUGCCAUCUCAUACACCAUCACCAGCUCCAGCUUGGUCUCCUGUACCACCUGUGUUAUCUCCUGCCGCUCCUCGAUCUCAGUCUAUGCCUUCUAUGUCUGUUGCUUUUCAACAAACACAUAAUCAGAUGCUUCAGACUACUUGUAAUAUUGCGCAAUAUGUUACUGCUCUGACAUCGCCACAGUCUGUGCAAAAAUUAACUCUUCAGCAACAACAGCAGCAGCAGCAACAACAACAACAACAACAGCAGCAGCAGCAGCAGCAACAACAACAACAGCAGCAGCAGCAGCAACAACAACAACAAGUUUUUCUGCAGCAACAGCUUCCUCCUGCCUCUCAGCAACAAUCUAUUCCUCGACUAACUGCUGUACAAACUCCUGUGGUGACAACUGUUGCAGUUCCAGCUUCUAUGUUGCAUUUAAUUCAAGCACAGACAUCUAAUGUAAAUGUGCCUACAACAAGGACGUCUCAUAACAAUACUCGUCCCAUUCAACCAAAAAUACCCAACAUACGACCAAAGCCACCUGCAUGUAGCGCAUCAAAUCAAUUUGUUUCUCCUACUCCAACUCCUAAGCAAACUUCAUCUACAUCUGUGACUACAGCACAGAGAACUGUUGGUGUUGGAAUUCAGCCUGGGACUGCUCCAUUAGUUCUCAAUCAAGCACCACCUGGAGUGUUUUCGGGACCGACUUCAGGUACUAUUUUAGUUAACCAAAUAAUUCCUGGUGUUCCUCCUAGUGGUGGUCCAAUUUUGAUCCAUGGAAAUUUGCCUAGUCUUCUAUUAAGGCCUACUAAUCCUUCAGCAGGACAAACACUUAAUGCAACAAACUCUCCAAAUAAUGCAACAUUAAUUACUGCUCUUCAAAAUCCAAGUCAACAAACUCUAUUUGCUCCAGCAAAACAAACAAUACAUAGCCCUCAAACUAUUGUGAUUCCUAAUAAUAACCUGCAUCCUGGUUUAGCCUCUCAAAAUCUCAAUCUGACAACAGCAGCUAUACCAAAUAGUGGUAUCCUAUCUUCCUCUUCGCAAGGACAAAGCUUUUUGGCCCGACCAAAUUUUAUUCUUUCGUCUACAAGAUUAAUGGGAAAUCAAGGUAUUCAGUUUCAACAAAUUCAAACACCAUCGGGUCCUAUUUUAGCUCUUACUUCUGGUCAGACCAUUACUCUUCCACAACUGCAAGCUUUGAGUAAUGCACAGUUAGCACCUGUGACAGCUGUUCCUAUGCAAACUGUAAUGACGAGCCAAGGAGUUCUGUCCCUCCAGUCACAUGCACCACAAUCUGCCUUACAACAACAACAACAGUCUUUAUUUGGUACUCCAGUUCCUUUCACAAAUCAUUUAGAACAGUCUUCACCUCAAGUGAUGCAAGUGCCACAGCCUUUAACUCCUAACCAAGUCCAAACCAAUCACCCAAGUCAUCUACAGCAAAAUCAGCCUCAACAAAUUGAACAUUCACCCAAACCUGCAUCUCCUCAAAAACCGGCCAAAGCUCCACAACUGAAUUUAGAAGAACUGUUAAAAGAGCAUGGUAUUGUGCCUGAUUCGCCUGUUCCUUCUCCGGAAUGCGAUUCUCCAAUAAUUGAAGAAUCAGUUCCUCAUGCAAUAGUCAACUCCCCACAACUGAUUACAGCAUUGCAACAAUCUCAGCAAGUUGUUCUAGAACAGUCACCUGGUACUGCAUCUUUACCUCAUUUAAAAUUAACUCAAGAUUGUAAUCUAAAGUUAUGCAAUCUAGCAAUAGCUCAAGAUGGCAGUGUUAUACUUCACCCUCAAUCAACUCCUAACAAUCCUACUGUUCAUCAUUAUGGUUCUUCUGGUCAAAUUCAAGGGAGGACUGUAAAUACUACUGUUAACUCCAUGAUUUUUCCGACAGCGGUAGUAUCAUCUGCAGCAUCAGUUCCUGUUACUACUGAAUCAACUCCUCGAAAUCAUUCCACAUUAAUAGCAAGAUUAAAUGCUGCUCCUGCUCUAUCUGUUCCUGAUGUGUCGUCUCUAGCUUUUUCGUCGGUUUCGGGAACGACUACUCUUUCAACCUCCAAUACUACAACCUUAGUGCCAUUAGUCCAAAGCUUAAAUGUGACAAAUACUCCAAUUGCCAGCAGUUAUAUUGUACAAAGGACGAACACAUUAAGUGCUGCAGGUGACAGGGUGUUUGUGACUGAGGAUGUGCACACUACACAGAGCCAUGUUACCCCAGUGAUCUCAUCGAGCUCCUCCACUCAAAAUGUACAAAAUAGGGUGAAUCAUUCUGGUCCUUUUCAGGCAAUUAUUGUUCCUAAUGAACAUACUGUAAGGACAAUGUCGCAGCUCCCUCCUAAAACUGUGCAAUCUUCUCAUGUGGGGACAGUCAGUACUACAACUUCACCUAGUGUGCAGUCUGUAGUGCAGAAAGCUGGUCACAAAGAAUCAAGAGCAACAGAAGUUGACAAUGGUGCUGUUGUGCCAAGCCAUAAUCAUCCAGUAACUUCAUCUAAUGUGCCAAAUAAUGUUCUUUCAAAAGUACAGAAGGAGAUCAAUGAACUUACAGCUGUGAGGAUUCGCAGUCCAGAGCAGCAGAAGAUUCUUCAACAACUUACUACUGCACGGCAAAAGCUGCAUACAUUGCAAAACAAUAAAAGCCGAGGAAAUAGAGCAAAUCAAAAUCAAUAUCAGCUUAAAAUGGAAAAUGAAAUUGAGAAGCUUAUUCAGAGAGCCCAAGCAAGUCAUUCCAUACGCAGUGUAUCUCCUCAACAGUUGAAACCUCCUGCUUUGAAUGUUCAGCAAUCUGGUCAAACAGAAAAACAGCAAAAUUCUAAAUCUGUAAAUUCCCACAAUUUGCAAUUAGUAAAUCUUCUGAAACAGAAUCCUCCACAUUGUGCUCCACCAAAACAUACGGCACAUGUUACGACUACAACUGUUACUGCUGCAUGUGAUAGUACAACUACUACAGUAGAGUCAUCUGUUUCUGUAAAUCAGAAGUCCAAUCAAGUUCCAGCUCCCACUCAGCCAAAGUCACAAAAUUCUCAUCAUCAUCAGCCUCCCAAGACAUCUAGUGAAGUUACACAGCCGCAGGUAAUUGUACGUCUUCAGAAGCCACCAGUACAGCAACAAUAUGUCGUCCAAUCUUCUUCAAAUACUGUCCAAAGAAAGGCUCCAUCUCCUGCUAAACGUAUUGUUAACACAGUCUUAAUUAAUGAGCAACUGAAGAAAGAUCAAAACAAUGCUGUGAAUCCAGAUGUUAAUAGUCCCUUCUUAUCCAAAGCUGAUGCAUGCCGUCGACUUCUAAGUUAUCAUGUAUAUAAUUCUCGAGAACCAUCAGAACAGCAGCUAGAGGAAGAAGACAGGAUGUUUGGGAAAAGAUCAGAAAAUGUGAUGCGCAAAAUGAAGUUGCUGUUUGGCAGGUUCUUUGCUGCUCAGAGCAAGAAUAGUACUCAUCCAAAAAGUGAGACUCCAUCUCAUGAAGCUGUGCAGAUACAACGAUUGCUCAUUGAAGAAGAGCAGGAAGCUUUGGAUGCUGAAAAAGCUAUUGUUGCAGAAGGAGGAACUAUAACAAUCCCACCUUCCCGCCAUGCCUGGCUAGAACGAAUUCGCUGUCCUCCAUCUCCAGCUAAUGAUGAUUUAUGUGAAGUGGCAAUUAAGCAGGAAAGAGUUAGCAGUUCCCCAUCUUCUGAGCAUGGUAAUUUUUCAGAAAUGGUAGCAGAACAAGAGAGGGUUCAACAUUCCCCAUCUCCAGUUCACCGCUUUUCUGAAAAAGAUAGGUGUGCUUAUGAUCAAGAUGAUCAUGAUUGCCUGUGCAGAGAAGCCAGUGAUCACCCAGAAGAUAGUGAUCCUUUGUUUAAAGAGGAUGAUAACCUUGAAGCACCUGUGAUUGAUAGUUGUGAAGAUAUUGUUGUGCCACCCAAUGACAACGUUGAAAGGAGCCCUCCAACGCUUAAAAGAAUAGUCAUUAAACCCACAAGACGUAAUGAAAGUGAUUCUGAGGACCAGUCGCCUGUGCGGAAACGUGUGAAAUUCAAUAAUAGUGCAGUGUCAAAUUUAACAUCAUCUCAGAAGUAUUUAAACACUACAAAACCUGAAUUGAGUAGUUUUAAUCCUAUCCAUAGGCCAGAGGUUACAAAGCAAAGUGAUUUUGUGUUAAAUAAGACAAAUCACAAGGUUCCAUCUAUGAGUGGACCUUUCCAAAGUGAUACUAGGAUAGGUGACAUGGUAACUGAACUGAGGAAAGAGUUCAAUAUGUCUCCUAUGGAGAUGGAUGAUGAUACUCGGGUGGGUUCACAUAUAGUAGAUUUUGAUCCUUCCAGUGGGGUCAAUCAUCUUGUGGACUUUGAUCCUCCCGUUCCUCGGACAGAGGAAUCAUGUGAUUCAAAUUUGUUGUAUAACAGUAGUUUAAGAAAUAACUGUACCGAUAAGUACAGCUUUACUGUAUUGAAUGACUGGGCGCAGGAUUAUGUUCGACAAGUCCAUCAGCCUAGUGAGUCAGACUUGGCUGUAAAUAGCAUCUUAACUAAUCAAGACAAUCCUGACUUGGAUCUGUCCGGGUUAGAUGGGUUGGAAGAUCAUUUGAAUGAUAGUCAACAUUGCAUUCCAAAUGGGAUCCAAGAUGUUGAGACAUCUGUGGAAAACGAAAUGGAUUAUAUUGGUUACUCUAUUCCUAAGCAUCAAAAGAGGUUUCAGGACUCUCCUAUGCAACCUGCAAGUAACUGUUCUGGCACCGGAGACCAAGUGCAAUGUGCCAUUAGAAGUAUUACUGAAGCAGAUUCGCGUUAUGAUCGUGUCCAUACGCAUACAGACUUCAUGUCUCUUAAUAGGCACAGCCAGAAUGCGCACAUCGGUGGCUAUGGCAGUAGCACAAGUUCUGGCAUAGGCUCCACCAGUAGAAGAAGGCAACAUGAUGUGGAUGAAGCAGUUAAUAGUAUUUUGAUGUAGUAUGGAAAGUGAUUUCGUUCGUCUAUUUCUACAAGCUGCCUGCCCAGGUGUCAUAGGGCAAUUAUUUAUUUUCAUUGUUAUGAUUGUUAUAUAAGAGUUCUAUUGAUUUCAUUCUCUGUGUAUAGUUUGUGAUAUAAGAAUUUUCUAAUAAGUUGGUUAAAAAAGCAUAAAAAUCUUUAGAAUUUUAUGGUGAAUUUAUUGUAUGUAAAAAUUGACAAUGAAAGUAACUGUAAUAAUUAGAUGCUUUUUUACUUCCUCAAUUUAGCAAUAAAGAACGGAAAAUAUUCACAAGCAAUAAAUUCAGAGUUAAAGGGGUAAAUGUAAAAAAAAGCCCUUUGUUUUCCAAUCCAUUGUCCAGUCUUUUUCUGUCAUGUAUUUGAAUUCAGACUUUUUUGUGAAUUAAAUAAUUUUGUUCAACCUACUUCUGUGUUGUUAUAGUGAUUCAGUACAAACUAGUGUAAUAUUUUUUGCUCGAACAUUUUGUUGUGAUUCGCAGAGGAUUAAAAAUUUGCUCAAGCAUUUGUACUUAAUCUUGCUCAUUUUUAUUCUAUGCAAAAUGACUUUGAUCCUACUUGAACCUGCUAAUUUAUCUUAAUGUUCCUUGUAUAUAAUGUGCUUAGUGAGUAAUUAUGAUGCAUUUGAAUCAUUUUGAAGUAAGGGGUACUUUUAUAAAUUUUGAAACUUCCUUCGUGCUUCUCCUUGGUUCAGAUAUAUUAAUGAUGAUCAAAUGCAAAUCAAAGAACAAAAAGUUGUAGUUUUACAUGUUUUCAUUUUAUCUAUUUUUCUCAUAACUGAAAAAAAAAUUCUAUUGUAGGAAUUACUUUAUUGCUUUUUUUUUAAAAAAAAAAGAUAACCAUUUUAAUAGUUUAUUUUUUAUAAAAUAUAUGAAAAUUGUUAUUGUUAGGUUUUAUAAUGUAAGUUAUUGUACAAUAUAGAACUAUCUUUUAUCUACUUUUAAUGUUAAUUAGUAUGUUGCUAUAAAUAAUUUGAGAAAUCAAUCCAUUCAGUUUAAAAUUAUUGUGAACGUAUUGAUUAAAAUGUCUAGGUAUUGAUUUAUUUUCUUUAUUGAUGAUCAUGAAUGCAUGCAAUUGGAAUUGAAAACAUUAUUUCCAUUUGGAACUACAAUGUUAAAUAUUGAAGGUUUUUUUCUUUGAUUCUUUUACAUAAAUACAUUCAAAAUGUGUCAUUUCAAUUAACUAUAAACUGUUGAUAACCAGAAACUUUAAGUACUUUUGAAAUUCAAAUGUACUUUUAUGUAUUCAUAAAAAAAUAUCCUUAAUUGAUCAGUUUUUGCAAUUAAAGUACUUUAUAUUAGUGAGAUUUCAGAUUAAGGAUAAAGAAAUAUUUAAUUCAUUGAUGUGAUUAACUGAUCUUUAUAAUUUAUUAUAUACAAUUUCUUAUAUUAAAAGUCCCAAAAUGUAAUACAUAAUUUUGAAUUUCAUACCAUGCGUCAUCUUAGCUUAUAGCAUUUACUUAUGGAAAUACAGUAUUGUGAUGAAAAUAUUUUUAAUGCUUGUUCAGUUGAAAAAAAUUUAUCAAGUAAUAUGGCUUUUAUCAUUGUGUAGUCAGCAGUAAUAGUAUUCAAGUUUAAUAUAUUAGGCAAUUUACAACAUUUAGUACCAUUUGAAUUGAAAAUUUCUUUGUAACUCGUUCAUUUUAAGAUAAUAACUGUAAUUUUAAUUGUAAAUUAACAAUGAAACUAAUGGUUGUUUUUUUAAAAAAAGAAAUCAAAAUUAAAAUAUUUUGAAAUAGCUCGAUUUUUUUAAAAAAUAGUUUUUGUAAUUAUUACUCCCCCCCCCAUCAUGUUUAAACAAUAUUUAUUUCAAACAAUAUUUAGUAAUUUUGAAGUAGAUAAUUUUGAUGAAAAUAGGAAGUACUGAAAAUACUUAGAGGAAUUCUUAUGUAGGGUUAAAAUCUUAGCAUGUAUAUUAUGUAUUUUUUAUGCUUCAUAAAGUUUGAUUUUAAUUUGAAUAUUUAGAUAAGUUUGAAGCAAUUUGUAUAGUAUUUAAAUACUAAAUGUAAGAAAAUGUAUUUAAAUCAGAGACCUUAAGUUAAUUCAGGUACACCAUUACCCUUUUUUGAUAAAUGAUUAUUUUGGAUUUUCUAUCUUUUUCUUUCUAAAUUUAAUUAUUACACUUACAGAAAGAUUCGUCUAUAGAUUAAAAAAUAAAUGUUAAAAUUUUUUUCCCCUUGAAAAUGUUUAUUUUAUAAUAAUGGAACUAACAUCAAUGAACAAAUAGACUUAUUUUGUAUUGAGAGCAUUCCUAAUAUGUAUGCUUAUCUUGUGUUGAUCUAUUUUAUCUGGAAUUUGUUUCUGAAAAUUCCAAAUAUAUCAUCUUGAAAUACUGCUAUUGCUGACCAAUAUGAAUUUUCUGUGCAUAAAAGCAGGCAGCUUGCACCUUUGCCUUAUUGUAAUUUAUCUUGAAUGUUGUGACAGCUUUCUUCGAAAGGUGAUGCCAAUGUACUUUUUGUGUGCUACAAACAAAGUGGUGAUCUCUCUGGGUUUCCCCCUUGCCCAAUUUGUAAAAAAAAAAAGAAAAAAAAAUAACGAGAAAGAAAUUGUAAAUAUUUUUCAUGUUUUUCUAGAAAGUGCCUAAUGGCUUGAUGCAAUUUUCACACGUUUGAAAAUUAGUGGUGUAACAGCAAUAAUCAGUCAUAUAAAAAUAAAUGGUUGAGUUUACAGAUUUCUGUUUUGUAAUGUUUUAAGACAACAAAGCAUUUUAAAUGUAAAUGUUCUUAUGUGAUAUUAUAAAACCAAGUACAGUCACACUAAUUUUUGGUAGAGUACUCUUUUUUACCCCUCCCUUACUAUUAGAUUAAUUCUCAUGUAAUACACUUAUUUUUAUUUAUAAAUUCUUAUCUAAUCCAAUGAACUACUUUCAAUCAAAUACUGCUACACUACUAAUUUUUUUUAUUUAAUUAAAUAAAUUCACGUUUUUGUGGAGACUGUAAAGGUUGAACUUGGUUUAAAUAUAAAUUAUUUAUAGUUAAGAUAAAGUUGCAUUUGUACUUAAAUAAUUUAUUUCAUAUUAAAACAUUUUGUUAGUGAGAAAAGUAGGUUUAUAAAAUUUAAAUUUUUAAUCCAAUAAAUAUGCAAUAUAAUUUGCUUUCCUUAUUGUGUUUGUUUAAAAAUUGGAAGGGAAUUUUCACCCCUCUUAUUAGUACAAAUUAUUUUACAGUCUCUUUCUGUUACACAUUCAUACACAGACACAACAUAUAUAUAUAUCAACAUGUGUAUAUCUAUCUACAUAUUAUGUAUACAUAUUAAAAGAUAAGAUAGAUGUAUAUUUUACUGUGUGGAAAAAGCACAUUUUUGACUGUGAUGUAGUUUUGCCCGAGGUGAAAACUUUGGAGAAAAAGUCACCAAUGUUAAUAAUCAUCUGUGGUGCCAGUUCUUUGUCUUUCAUUUCAAGCUGAAGAUGGUAGUGCCAUCCUCUGGCUUCAAACAUUGUUCCCCUGAAAAUGGAAAAGGCUAUGAUGACAUCACUUGAAAUUGAUUGCAUGUACAUGUUUAUAUGUGAUAAAGCUCAAAAUAUAUAAAUAUGUAAUAUGUAUCUUCAAAUUAAAUGUAGCAUCUCAGGGGUAGAAGUCAUUACCUGAAGAGAUUGUACAGAAUGAUAUGUGAAAAUUUUUUUACUUGAUGGUUGUAAAUAUUUUAUUAAACGUCACGGACAUCUAAAAAGAAA